UUUUCAAAAUGGAGGAAGACAACGAAGCUGUGAGCCCAACUGCCGACGGUUUUGACGGUUCUAAUGAAGUCCAACGCGUUUUGCUUAAACCAGAUGCAGAGUACGUAGAUUUGACUCAUGUGAAACUGGAGAAAAUUGAAAACUUUGAAAAGUUGACUAGUGUAAAGUCGCUAUGUUUAAGAAGAAACAAAAUCAAAAAGAUUGAAAAUCUCUCAACUCUAACAACACUCACUGAACUGGAUCUUUAUGACAACCAGAUAUCAAAAAUUGAGAAUCUCGAAACCCUAACAGGACUGACGUCUCUGGACUUGUCCUUCAAUAUCAUCAAAGUCAUUGAAAAUCUUGAUGCAUUGACAAAAUUAGAGAAGCUUUUCUUAGUCCAGAAUAAAAUCAGUAAGAUUGAAGGAUUGGAUAACCUGACAAACAUUGAUAUGUUAGAACUUGGAGCUAAUAAAAUAAGGGUGCUUGAGGGACUGGAUAACUUAACCAAACUACAAAGCUUAUUCGUUGGGAAAAACAAGAUCACAUCUCUGCAGAAUUUGGAUUGUCUUGUUAACCUGAAAAUACUUAGUAUACAGAGUAAUCGUAUAAUAGAACUGAAAGGACUUGACUGUUUGGUGAACCUAGAAGAGUUGUAUAUCAGCCACAAUGGAAUACAAGAAAUAAAAGGGCUAGAUAAUCUGGUGAAGCUGACUACCUUGGACUUGGCAAACAACAGAAUCUCAAGAAUAACAAACGUUUCACAUCUCGUUAAUUUGGAGGAAUUCUGGUUUAAUGAUAAUAAACUUGAGCAUUGGGAAGAUCUUGAUGAACUGAAGAACUGUUCAAAGCUGACCACGAUAUACCUGGAAAGGAACCCCAUCUACCACGAAGCAGGGUCUGCUUACAGAAGGAAGGUCAAACUAGCUUUACCAGGACUUAAACAGAUUGACGCUACGCUAUGCCAGUAACAUAAAUUUGUUUCGCUUUUUACUCUAAAUUAGAGAUUCACUUUUAAAGUUGUUAUCUCUAUUCUGGAGAAAUUUAUACUAAUUUGUGUAGUAACAUUUUUGUAUGAAUGAGACUCUCUUUUUCCCCCGUUGGUUUUCGUUUUCAUUCAAGAUCACCUCAGUUUAUUGAGAAACAGCCUCCUUUUUUACUCGCACAAUUAAGGGCAGCGCAGUUUAUUCAAUUAAAUACCACGCUUUCUGAA
Actinia tenebrosa (Australian red waratah sea anemone) is the source of this 1192-nucleotide messenger RNA. RefSeq lists its product as uncharacterized. NCBI's taxonomy places the organism in Eukaryota, Metazoa, Cnidaria, Anthozoa, Actiniaria, Actiniidae. The record is from RefSeq and is a predicted model, not a curated record. Gene Ontology annotation, molecular function: protein binding.